Molecule: messenger RNA, 939 nt
Organism: Necator americanus (New World hookworm)
Lineage: Eukaryota; Metazoa; Nematoda; Chromadorea; Rhabditida; Ancylostomatidae
Exons: 8
Coding region: 1-939 (312 amino acids)
Biological process (GO): one-carbon metabolic process
Cellular component (GO): plasma membrane
Molecular function (GO): zinc ion binding; carbonate dehydratase activity
Source: RefSeq, a predicted model, not a curated record
AUGUGCAACUCGUGUGAACUCGUGUUUUGGAUUAUCCUAAAUAAUAUCCAUUCAUUUACCUACUGCCUCGUGGUUUGGUGCAUUCUUAGCACUCCCCGUCCAGCUGUGACCAGGGCAAGGGUUGCUUCGAUGAUGCUGCUACUGCUGCUGUUUCUAAUCGAAGGAUCAACGGCUGACCGAGAAGCCCAGUGGGGGUACUUAGAGAAGAAUGGACCACACACUUGGGAGAAAACAUGUAAAAGCGGUUCUCGGCAAAGUCCGAUUGACAUCCGUGCAUCUGACGUUGUUUACGCCUCAUUAGAUCGAAUGGAAUUCGUUCAUUAUGAUCAUGUCGGUCCUAUAGACAUCACCAAUAACGGUCAUACAAUUGAGGGAAGUGGCUUUGAGAAAUGGGGUGAAAAACAGCCGUAUAUCGAAGGAGGAGGUUUAAAGGAUCGUUAUCGCCUUGUGCAAUUCAAUUUCCACUGGGCACAAUCCGAUCGAAACGGGUCCGAGCACGGAAUCGGUGGACUACAUUAUCCUGCAGAACUACAUCUUAUACACGUUCGUCACAAUCUCACAAUUCCAGAAGCCGUCAAGAAUCCAGAUGGUUUAGCGUUCGUUGCCGUUUUUCUCGAUCUUGGACUCGACGGAAACUCAACAUCAGCCAUUUCACCCAUAUUAGAAGAGCUUAUAAUUCCUGGAAACCGUUUGUCGAUCGAACAAUUUAGUGCUAAACCUCUUUUGCCGGCACAUACCGAAGCUUUCUAUCGGUACGAGGGCAGCCUAACGAUACCCGGUUGUGAUGAGGCCGUCAUCUGGACCGUGCUAGCUGAUCCUAUUGAGAUCACCUUCCCACAGAUGAGAAAUCUACGAAAAGUAAAAUCGAAGGACGGAGAUCGUUUCAGCUACAAUUAUCGACCGGUACAACCUCUUAAAGGCAUCACCCCACGAAUCUGA